This is a messenger RNA of Paecilomyces variotii, 1145 nucleotides long. Its product is annotated as phospholipid methyltransferase. Bases 113 to 718 code for a protein of 201 amino acids. The record is from RefSeq and is a predicted model, not a curated record. Gene Ontology annotation, biological process: phosphatidylcholine biosynthetic process. Lineage: Eukaryota; Fungi; Ascomycota; Eurotiomycetes; Eurotiales; Thermoascaceae. Gene Ontology annotation, molecular function: S-adenosylmethionine-dependent methyltransferase activity. The transcript has 5 exons.
ACCUAGGUAGUUAACUACCUAGGUAGUUAUUGUUUUCCUUCUUCGUCCGCUUCUCCGCAAUUCCAACCUCGCACCUCCAGGGACAAAGAAAGAACAGGAACCAGCUUGCACCAUGGCCUCCCUAACCGACUACAUCGACUUCUCCCAGAAGAGUCUACAACUCUCCGCACUGGCCAUUGCGUUCAAUCCGAUCUUUUGGAACGUUGUCGCACGUACAGAGUACCACAAGCGCUACCUGACUCGCAUCUUCGGGAGCCCCUACUAUGGCUGCUACUUUCUCGCAGUCACCAUCUUUAGUCUGGGAAUCCUUCGAGACCACCUGUACAAUGAGGCCUUGAAUGACCAGCCCUACUACGCUCCCCUUCACCAACCACUGCUCGCCUACGUCCUCUUCGGAGUUGGUAACGUCCUGGUCCUGUCCAGUAUGUGGGCACUCGGUGUAACCGGCACCUACCUGGGUGACUACUUCGGGAUUCUGAUGGACGCCCCUGUCACUGGCUUCCCGUUCAACGUCUCCGGAGCUCCCAUGUACUACGGAAGCACACUGAGCUUCCUCGGUGUUGCGUUGUACAAGGGCAAGGUGGCAGGAUUACUUCUGACCGCAGAAGUUCUCAUCCUGUACCUGAUUGCCCUCAGAUGGGAAGACCCCUUCACGGCCGAGAUCUACGCCAAGCGCGAGCGCGAGAGGGCCAAGUCUCGCGGCGGCAAGAGCUCGUAAGCGACCUCUCUUUGUCAAUAUCCUGCGACCCAGUAAUCCCGUCUAGAAAGGCUUGACGAGGGCUUUUCAACAUCAUCUCUCAAAAUUUAAGCCAAUACACAACUGGGACCAAAGCAAAGGAUGGCUCCCAAGAUCCAAGUAUACUGCCUAGUAUAGCUAGCCCACAUCGAUGCGGAGCCCGUUAAGAACGAAAAAAACAACCCCAAUGGCCGAACGCGACAACACAAAUCACGAGUGCAUCUUCAACGAUGGAGUUAAAGAAUUGUGGAUACCCUAUGCGACUUGUAUUUUUGAUCACCAUAUUAUCUCGAUUGCUCUUUUAGAUAAGCAGUACGUACUGUACCUGGAGGGGACGACGGUAGGCCCAGCUGGGGCCUUAUAAAAAGUGUGCUAGUUUGAAUAAUAUUAGUUUAUGGAAUGUUAUUAU